UUUUUAAAGCAAACCUUUUUCUUGCUUGUCAAGUUCCCCCACUUCCUCCCCUAACAAACCGCACACGGCAUCCCCCGUGAACCCUAAAACUCCCCCUUGUCUCCCAAAAGCACAACUGCCUGCCCCAAUUCCAGAUUCAAAUCCCCAAAUUGUAAAAGAAAUAUUAAUAAAACAUCAAAUAAUCAUAAACGAAUCACCGUCCCUGGCAUUCUUCACGCCGAAUCUUCAAUGUCCAUUAAAAUUUUCGAUGGUGCAAACUGAAUCGGAUUCAAAUUGAGGUUUUGAUUGGUUGGGUUUUUUUUUUUUUUAUUAGUGUUCGAUAGUGAGAGAUGUGAGUGAAAUCGGGUUGCCGCGGUUGGGUCUAGUCCGGUGGUUUCCAGGGAUGGUCAGAAAUGGCUCGAGAGGGGGAAAUGGUGCCGGUGGACCCACAUUUGGCGGUGGUGGCGGUGAAGAAGAAGUCCUCUCGGAGUUGGGUUUUAUUGGACUGUAAUGGAAAAGCUACAGUCUUGGACGUGGACAAGUAUGCCAUCAUGCACAGAGUUCACAUUCACGCUCGCGAUCUUCGCAUUGUCGACCCUUUGCUCUCUUACCCUUCCACCAUUCUCGGCCGUGACAUGGCCAUAGUUCUCAAUUUGGAGCAUAUUAAAGCAAUAAUCACUGCCGAAGAGGUGCUGCUUCGGGAUCCCUUGGAUGAAAACGUUAUUCCGGUUGUUGAAGAGCUUCAAAGACGGUUGCCUCCUGUUAAUGCCACAUGUGAAAGUCAAACAGACGGGAAAGAGUUCCCUGCUGGGCAAAAUGAUACUGAGGCGGGUGAUGAAGAUGAGUCUCCAUUUGAGUUCCGGGCCUUGGAGGUAGCUUUGGAAGCAAUUUGUAGUUUUCUUGCUGUACGUACGACAGAACUUGAGACUGCUGCUUAUCCUGCUUUAGAUGAACUUACGUCUAAGAUUAGCAGCCGCAAUUUGGAUAGGGUUCGUAAAUUGAAGAGUGGAAUGACGAGGUUGACUGCUCGGGUACAAAAGGUGAGGGAUGAGCUUGAACAGCUGCUGGACGAUGACGAUGAUAUGGCUGACCUUUACUUAUCAAGAAAGCUGGCUGGUGCAUCUUCACCAGUUAGUGACUCUGGUCCUGCCAAUUGGUAUCCUGCCUCCCCUACCCUAGGCUCAAAAAUAUCACGUGCAAGUAGAGCAACUAUGAUCACUGUUCGUGGAGAUGAGAAUGACGUUGAGGAACUUGAAAUGUUACUUGAGGCUUAUUUUAUGCAGAUUGAUGGCACCUUGAACAAAUUAGCAACGCUGCGUGAAUAUAUUGAUGAUACAGAGGAUUACAUUAAUAUACAGCUCGAUAACCACAGGAAUCAGCUGAUUCAGCUUGAGCUUUUUCUUAGUUCCGGGACUGUAUGCGUCUCCAUGUUUUCAUUGGUGGCUGGAAUUUUUGGCAUGAAUAUUCCAUAUACGUGGAAUGACGGUUACGGAUACAUGUUCAAAUGGGUUUGCGUUGUCACGGGAAUUUUCUGUGCUGUUGUUUUCGUAAUAGUCAUAUCAUAUGCUCGCUCCAAGGGUCUGGUCGGAUCUUGAACAUCAUUAAGGAGCCCUGCAAUUGAUCUUUUGAAUCUUCUGAAAAUAAAUAGGUGUCGAGGAUUUUUCCGCAAAGCUAUGUGAAGGAGUUAAAAUCUCUUGCUGAGUUUGGUGAAUUUUUCCCCUUAAACACUGCCGAUUAUAGCUGCUACGGUUAAGGAGAUUGCAAAGUUUUAUAAUUAUCAAACAUAACAGGAUUCCGUC
Molecule: messenger RNA, 1778 nt
Organism: Malus domestica (apple)
Lineage: Eukaryota; Viridiplantae; Streptophyta; Magnoliopsida; Rosales; Rosaceae
Product: magnesium transporter MRS2-I-like
Biological process (GO): magnesium ion transport; transmembrane transport
Cellular component (GO): membrane
Molecular function (GO): magnesium ion transmembrane transporter activity
Source: RefSeq, a predicted model, not a curated record